AUGGUUUUCACAGGACGUCAAUUUACGGAAAAGCUGUAUGAACAUCGAUGCAAGGGGUUCCUGGUAUUCGUAGACCUAUGGAAAGCCUACGAUUCUGUCAACCGUGAAAGUCUAUCGUUCGUCUUGGGAAGAGCUGGUGUCCCCGAUAGUCUCAUCCGCAUUAUCCAAGCUUUUCACGACAACAUGAAGGCAUCAUUGGUCAUUACGGACGUUGUAAAACGGCACAACGACUGCCAGUUUGCUGACGACUCUGCACUGGUUGCUACCUCCCAUGAGGGUGCACAACAGGCUCUGGCUGCCUUUGUACGUGUUGCUGGCGCAUUUGGCCUGAAGGUGAAUCUCGCCAAGACCAAGGUUAUGCCGGUCGGCUACGGACUCACAGCACAUGACCGCUUGCCUUUGAUGGUAGUGGGUGAUAUUGUUGAGAGCGUGGCUGACUUCAGGUAUCUCGGCGCCAUCGUACAUACAGAUGGUCGAUCGGCUCAUGACAUCAAGUCACGCAUUGCUGGAGCAUCGAGGGCCUUCAGGGCGCUGCGUCGUACGGUGUUCAUGGACCGCAAUCUAUCAGUUGCCACUAAGCGCCAGGU
Molecule: messenger RNA, 587 nt
Organism: Sycon ciliatum
Lineage: Eukaryota; Metazoa; Porifera; Calcarea; Leucosolenida; Sycettidae
Exons: 2
Source: RefSeq, a predicted model, not a curated record